This is a messenger RNA of Mesoplodon densirostris (Blainville's beaked whale), 4284 nucleotides long. It is a transcript of the gene PARP3, whose product is annotated as poly(ADP-ribose) polymerase family member 3. Lineage: Eukaryota; Metazoa; Chordata; Mammalia; Artiodactyla; Ziphiidae. Gene Ontology annotation, cellular component: site of double-strand break. Gene Ontology annotation, molecular function: NAD+ poly-ADP-ribosyltransferase activity. The record is from RefSeq and is a predicted model, not a curated record.
AUGCUGCCCACCGACUGCCUGGGAGUUACUGACCUGGUGGCCACCACCUCUCCCAGGUCCCUGCUUCUCUUAGCCGUGGCUCCAAAGUGCAAGCCCCAGGUGCAGCGUGAGAGUCCUGAGAAGAAGAAGGGGCGUCAGGAGGCACAAGAGGAGGACAGUUUCCACUCCACUGCCGAGGCCCCACCCACAGAGAAGCGCAUAGCCUAAGUAGACCCCCUGUGCCCAUUCAGCUGCAACCCUGGGACCCAGGUGCAUGAAGACUACGACUGUAUCCUGAACCAGACCAACACUGGGAGCAACAACAAGUUCUACAUCAUCCAGCUGCUGGAAGAAAGUGACUGCUUUAUCUGCUGGAACCGCUGGGGGCGCGUGGUGAAGAUGGGCCAGUCAAAACUCAGCCGCUUCAUGUCACUGGAGGAUGCACAGAAGGACUUUGAAAAGAAAUUUCAGGACAAGACCAAGAACAGCUGGGCAGAGCAGGACCACUUUGUGGCCCACCCUAGCAAGUAUACACUUAGCAAAGUACAGAGAGAGGAUGGGGCCCAGGAAGCCAUGGUGAAUGUAGAUGGAGGCCCAGUGAGGACCGUGGUUCAGCAAGUACAGUCCUGCUCCCUGGACGCAGCCACACAGAAGCUUACAACCAACAUCUUCAGCAAGGACAUGUUCAAGAAUGCCAUGGCUGGGCUUCCCUGGUGGCGCAGUGAUGUGAAGAAGAUGCCACUGGGGAAGUUGAGCAAGCAGCAGAUUUCCCGGGGUUUGGAGGCCUUGGAGGCAGUGGAGGUGGCCCUGAAAGCCCUCGCAGAUCGUGGCCUCAGCCUGGAGGAGCUGUCCUCCCACUUCUACACCAUCAUUCCCCACAGCUUCGGCUGUAGCCAGCCCCCACCCAUCAACUCCCCAGAGCUUCUGCAGGCCAAGAAGGACAUGCUGCUGGUGCUGGCAGACAUCAAGCUGGCCCAGGCCCUGCAGGCAGCCCCCGAGGAGACAAAGUAAGUGGAGGAGGAGCCACACCCACUGGACCGAGAUUACCAGCUCCUCAAGUGCCAGCUCCAGCUGCUGGACCCAAAGGCACCUGAGUACAAGGUGAUACAUACCUACUUGGAAAAGACUGGCAGCAAGUACAGUUGCCCUGCUCUUCAGCAUAGUUGGACAGUGAACCGAGAAGGGGAAGGAGAUCAGUUCCAGGCCCACGACAAGCUGGGUAAUCGGAAGCUACUGUGGCACAGCACCAACAUGGCUGUGGUGGCCGCCAUCCUCACCAGUGGGCUCCGCAUCAUGCCACAUUCUGGUGGCUGUGUUGGCAAAGGCAUCUACUUUGCCUCGGAGGACAGCAAGUCAGCUGGCUAUGUUACUGGCAUGUCCUGCGGGGCCCAUGACAUUGGCUACAUGUUCCUGGGUGAGGUGGCAGUGGGCAGAGAGUACCGCAUCACCGUCUAUGAGCCCAGCUUGAAGCAGCCACCCCCUGGCUUUGACAGUGUCAUUGCCCGUGGCCACACAGAGCCUGUUCCAACCCAGGACACCAAGCUAGAGCUGGAUGGCCAGCAAGUGGUGGUGCCCCAGGACCAGCCCAUGCCCUGCCCAGAGUUCAGCAGCUCCAGCUUCUUCCAGAGCGAGUAUCUCAUCUACCAGGAGAGUCAGUGCCGCCUACGCUACCUACUGGAGGUUGGCCUCUGAGCUGUCUGCCCGACCCGCCUCCCAUCCACCGCCAGGAGCUAGACCAUCAUCCUCAAUCUUCCUCCCAUCCCUGGUGCCCCCAUAUCACCCCUUCUUGCUCUCAAAUCUCCCUCCUGUGUCCAGACAGUGAUCCCCUCUCCCUCUAAUCCUUGUUGGUCCUGGCAUGGCUGUGGCCUCAGUCUUGCCUCCUAAGGUGAUGGGUGUGAUGGAUUGGCGUUAUUACUGGGACAUGGAUACAGCAGCCUAUUCAAGCCUGUGUAGUUAGAGGGGCACAGGCUGAGAGUGGGCGGGUCCCACAUCCACCCGGGCCAUCCACCCUGGCCCAAACUGUCCAUCCGAGAGAGGCGUGAUCACCGAGGUGGGCUGCACUUCAGACAUGCACAGGCAAGUGCACAUUGUAUUGGCUCACCCCCUGACCUCUGCUUGUCUGUGCCAAAGCUGCACCAGGCCUGGGCCUCCUUGCUCUCCACAAUGACCCACCACACCACAUAGCAGUCCCAGCCCCACUCCAGGGAGUGACCACUCACAUGGGAGGACGUGGGUUAUACACAUACUCCCACCCACCCUGGUCAGUCUACAUUGGUCACUGCAACAACCGGCCUCCUCUGAUCAUUGAGCCUCCAAAAGGGACCCUCCCCAUCAACUCAGAACUGUUGGUCACGUGGGGACCCACCUGGUGAUUCUGUCCUUUAGCCCAGACAUGGCCAGGCAAAUCAAGCGUUCCUUGUGUCUGGGCACCAAACACCCAUGUGUGUCUUCUAUGUGAAUAUCAUAAAUGAAUUGAUAAUAUCUGAAAGGGGUGCAGCUCUGCUGUCAUGAAAGGAAUGCUAGUUAUUACCCCAGGUUACCCUGUCCACAAACAAGGGGUGCAGAUGCUAGACAGCAGCAGGUCAGGGUCCAGUGCAGUGUCACACACCACAUUUAGUUGUCAUGUCUCUUUGGUCUCCUUUCAUCUGAAACCAUUCUUCAGCCUUUUUUUUUUUUCCUUCAUAACUUUGACACUCUUGACACUACUGAAGAGUACAGGCCAGUUGUUUUAUAGACUGUCUCUCGGUUCGGGUUUGUCUGAUGUUUUGCAGUGAUUAGAUUCGGGCAUUGCAGUUUGGGCAGGAACAUUACAUGAAUGCUGUGUCCUCAGUGCACUGUAUCAGGAGGGAUAUGUCCCAUUCUUGGUGAUGUAAAUUUGGUUGCUCAGGGUCGUGUCCACCAGGUUUCUCCACUGGGAAGUUACCAUUUCCCCCAUUUUUAAUUAAUCAGUAAUCUGUGGAGAAAUAUUUUGAGGUGUAAGUGUCCCAUUCCUCAUCAACUUUCACCCACUAGCUUUAAAAUCCAAUGAUGAUUUUUACCUGAAAUGGAUGACUUGAAUCGAUUUUUGCUAAGAUGGUUGCAAAUGAUAGUUAUCUAAUUUAAUCCCAUCAUUCCUUCUAUAUUUAUUAAUAAUAGCCCCCUUUAUCAGUAUGGAUUUGUGGGUUCCUAUUUUAUGCAAUGGAUUAUAAUCCAUUACUAUUAUUAUUUUGAUCCUCAAAUUGUCCCAGCUUUGGCCAGCAGAAGGUCCUUCAAGCUGACUCCUGUAUCUACAUCAUUUUAUGAGCACUUCCCUAUGUUCUGGUAUCACACGAUGUUCCAGGCUCAUCUUGCACAAAGCUAGAAUCAGCCAUUUCUCCAAGGAGCCCUGGUUCCCUAGAGCAGGAAAUGGUAUUUAGAAUCCAAGAUCUGGGCAGUAGGUAUGUUCUUUGGUACUGGGUGUCAUUGCUUUUCAGUCCCAGCAGCAAAGAGGGCUAGGAAAUAUGUAUAUGUAAAUAAACACAUCUAUCUGUGUCUGUUUCUGCAAUUCCAAUCCAACACCAUAUGGUCUUUCCAUUCUUCCCCAUAUCCAUAGUUUUACUCCCUUCUCCAACUGUCAGAACUUUGGUUCUCAUCAACGUCAAUAUAUUUACUUAUUUGCUCAAUCCCUCACAAAAAGCAGUUUCAAAAUUGCUACACCCAAUACCAUUGUGAAAAACAAACUUUCUAAUUAGAGCUCAAGAUUUACUGAAUCAUUCAAGAUUAUCUUUUUGUCUUUAGACUGAGGGUCAAUGAUCAAAGCAACAAUUUGAACACAGGUUCAAAUGUUACUUGGAUUAGUUAUUUAUUUCCCUUCAGUGUGGCUAUAUUAUUCAUUUGAAAUGCAGGUAGGUUCAUUUGCUUCUAUUUAUAUUCACUUUUAGGGUUUUUCUCAUUUUCAUUGAUUUAUUUUUUUCAACAUGUAGAGCAUUAACAUAGUUCUCAAAAGUCCAAUCUAUCCAAAUCUAUGCUCAGAAGAGUGUCCUCCUAGCCCUCUCACUCCAUGCCCAACCACCUGCUGUAGUUUCUGGUUUAUCCUUCCUGCAUUUCUUUGAAAAAAAAACAAAAAACAAAAACAGACGAACUACAAAGUGUUUUGUGUGUGUGUGUGUGUUUUUUUUUUUUUUUUGGCCGCGCGGCAUGCAGGAUCUUCCCCAGCCAGAGAUCAAACCCACACCCCCUGCAGUGGAAGCAUGUAGUCUUAACCACUGGACCGCCAGGGAAGUCCCAAAGUGUUUUUGUUUGUUUGUUUGUUUUGUUUUUAAUAAAUUUAUUUAUAUUAUUUAUUUA